AUGUCAAGAAGGAUCAGAGUAGAGAUGGCCAAGAGAGAGAAGCAGACACACAGCACAUACGUGAAACCCGUGGUUGGUCGACAGGCUUUCGAAUCGCCAACGAACACUGCCCAGUUACACUUCAGCUACUGGGGCAAACGCAAUUUUCUCACACGAAUGAUGCAAUGUGGAUUGAUUUGCGGUCUGCGAAACACCCUCUUGUGCCGGGUUGUGGCGUACGAGGGUUGGUCGCUGGUCCUGAAUGUCGUUACAACGAACUCACAACAACGAAGGGAAAAAGUCAGCUCCUUUUUGCAAGUUUCAGAGAAAAAUGUGAACCGGCAGUGUCACAGUUGA
Letharia columbiana is the source of this 336-nucleotide messenger RNA. RefSeq lists its product as uncharacterized. Bases 1 to 336 code for a protein of 111 amino acids. The transcript has a single exon. The record is from RefSeq and is a predicted model, not a curated record. NCBI's taxonomy places the organism in Eukaryota, Fungi, Ascomycota, Lecanoromycetes, Lecanorales, Parmeliaceae.